Leptosia nina is the source of this 1146-nucleotide messenger RNA. NCBI's taxonomy places the organism in Eukaryota, Metazoa, Arthropoda, Insecta, Lepidoptera, Pieridae. The record is from the annotation of a GenBank genome assembly.
AUGAAUACGAACGGAGAGUACGAAGCCCCGCCCUCGGUAGUUCCAGGAAUUUAUCGUCCAAAAAACCGCUUACCAAAUAUAAAUUUCAAGGAGCAUAGGAAGUAUCAACGUGCCGUUUUUAAGAAUGGCGAAUUUAACGUCGAAUGUAAAACGAAUCGACGGUUCACCAUUUUCUCCAAUUACAUCGUCGCUCUCGUCGAAGCCAGGUGGAGAUGGACCCUUCUCACCUUCGUCAGUGCGUACACGUGCGUCUGGCUUUUCUUCGGGACCGUGUACUGGAUAAUAUCUUACAACCACGAAGAUUUCACCCCCGACCACCUUCCUCAGCGCCAAAACGUGUCAAACUUUACGCCUUGCAUCAACAACCUCUACGGCUUCACAUCAGCUUUCCUCUUCAGCAUCGAAGUGCACACGACAGUCGCUUACGGAAAGAGGGCUAUCACCCUCGAAUGUCCUCAGACAAUAACCGCAAUGUGCCUGCAGUGCAUAGUCAGCUCGAUAUUCCAAGCCAUAAUGGUGGGCAUACUUUUCGCGAAGUUGACUCGUCCGAGAGGGCGAACGCGGACGAUCCUCUUCAGCCGACACGCAGUUAUAAAUCUAAGGAACGACAGAUUCUGUCUAAUAUUUAGAGUCGGCGAUAUGAGGAAGUCCCGCAUACUGAAUAUAAAACCUCAAGCGUACGUGAUAAGGUUCAAAACGGAAGACAGAGAGGUAGACAUCGACGAACAAAUCGAAUUGGACGUCGCGAUAGAUGAAUGCGAACAAACGUUUUUCCUAUGGCCGGUCACGGUGGUGCAUUUGAUAGAUGAAAAGAGCCCUUUCUAUGAAUUAUCGGCAGCCGAUUUGCUGUGCAGUAAAAUAGAGAUCCUCGUGGUUUUCGAAGGCGUGAUAGAAUCCACCGGUCAGUCGGUGCAGGCUCGCUCCAGUUAUACGGAGUAUGACAUGUUUUGGGGUCACAGGUUCGUGACCAUGAUCCGAUUCGAUACAGAUAGGAUGAUGUACGGCGUCGACUUUUCGAAGCUAUCGGAAAUUCAACAGGUGGAUACGCCUUUGUGUUCCGCCUGCGAGUACGGCGCGCUGCUAUCGAUUUUGCCGGACACCCCACUAGAAAGCAAUGCAUCCUAUGAAAUUAAUGAAUGGACGUGA